UAUAUUUCAAUCAAUUUUACAAUAAAAUUAUAAGGUGAUGUAUUUAUUCUAUCAAAUCAGGUUUAUUUUAUGGACAAAUAAAUCAUACUUCGCAUAUAAUUAUUUCAUUGUUGCAAAUAAUAUAAAACGGAUGUAUGAGGCUCGUUUGGAUUUUAGAUUACCAAAGAGGCCAAUGGAACCAAACAACCAAAUGAACUAGGUCAAAAUGGCAUGUAUGAGCCUUAUUAUUGAGCCCUUAUCAAUUUGUCAUAGCCCAAAUUCAUCCCAAAACUCACCUGUAUUCUGAUUUUGAGCACCCGACUCCGUACCCGAUUGGAAGGGAAGCCCGCAUGCUAGCGAGCAGCCGCGAAAAACAGCGAGCAGCAGGCAGGCGUAGCGGCUAGACACAGCAGUAUAGGCUUGCGUUCUUCGUCUAAGGCUUGAUUUCGAAUUCGUUUGCAUUACACACUUCCAACAGGUGUUUGAUAUAUUGCCUCUUUGAGAAUUCAAUGUUGCAACUUUAAUUUACAAAACUGUCUCAUAAACAUUGUACACAACAUAAUAUGUUUCUUGUAAAGAAAUUUGGACAAUGAGUAAUAUAUCCUUUCAUUGUCAUCCAUGAAGGAUGAUUUGGUGGCUGGUUAGAGGGUUUGGGCAAUGCUGCAGGAGUCAGAAGGGGUAUGAUUACUCGCAGAAACUUACUCUUGUAAACAUUAAGCUGAAAUGGGUUAAAGAUAAGACCCUUGAUGAAGCCGUGGCGGGUCAGAGGGACCUCAAGGCGGCUUGCACCCUUGUCUCCAUCAUCUUCUCUGAUUCCGAGGACUGUGUUCCAAUAUACCGUCUUAGGCGCCAGAGUAGACAGCUUGGGAUUCCUGAUGAACUUAAGCUAUCUAGCUUUGUAAGGAGAUACCCAAGUAUCUUUCAUGAGUCUUCUUUUCUCGAUAGUGGGGGCACGCCUGUCCCCUUAUUUAGCUUGACCCCUGAAGCAUUGAGUCUGCAUCAGGAAGAACUUAGAAUACUUCAGCGGAAUCAGAUGGAUACAGUGAUUCGGCUUCAAAAGCUGUUGAUGCUUGUUAAGGAUAUUACUCUUCCUUUACAGACAAUUAACCAGUUAAAAUGGGAUCUUGGUUUGCCACAUGAUUACCAUCAGUCAUUGAUUCCCCGCUUUCCUGAACUUUUCUCUUUUGUCAACCUUAAAGAUGAUCGUGUUGGAUUGAAGCUGUUGUCAUGGGAUAGUCACCUUGCACUUUCUCAUUUGCAGAAAAACAAUGAGGGUGCAUCUUCUGAUUGUCUAGCCUUUCCUAUUGGAUUCCCUCGAGGUUAUGGAUUGAAAAGGAAGUGUAUGGAAUGGUUAGAAGAGUGGCAGGGACUUCCUUAUACUUCACCUUACAGUGAUCCUUCUCACUUGGAUCCCCGUACAGAUAUAUCUGAGAAACGGAUAGUUGGGGUGUUUCAUGAGCUUCUACACCUCACAAUCUUAAAACAAACUGAACGUAAAAAUGUGAGCAAUCUUCGAAGUCCAUUGCGCUUACCCCAAAAGUUCACUAAGGUGUUUGAACGCCAUCCUAGCAUCUUUUAUAUUUCUAAGAAAAGUGAUACACAAACAGUUGUCCUUAGGGAGGCCUACUGUGGAUCUGAGCUCCUUGAGAAGCAUCCACUAGUAGAGAUUAGGAGACUGUGCUGAAAUGAUGAAACAAGGAUUCUUGGAUAGGAGUCGGGGUUUGUAUCGGGAAAGCUAGGGACAUAGAGCAAGAGUUUGAAUGAAGCUAGGUAGUUGCAAUCAUUUAGGAAACCCAGUUGGAAACUAUCCAAUGCCGAUGCUCAUUCUGGGAAAUUGAUGGCAUGCAGUGUGUAAGGAUUUAUAGCUGCUAAGCCUAGCCUCGUAGCAGAUAUGCUGCUAUGCCUCAAUGAGAAAGCCAUUUGUGGCUUUUGUCAAGAUACUCAGCUAUGUGCAUGCCAUUUGUGGUGUCAUCUCAUACAGCAGAGUAUGAGAUCAGAUCAUAAUAGUUGCCAAACUUCGACUAAUGCAUUCUGUUCAAAGCUUGGAGGAAUCUUCUUUGCAGCUUGUUCCAUUAUGGAGGUGUCUUUGUAUCAUCAGCUGGAAUCAGAGAAUAAUUCGAAGUGAUUUAGUGAGCACAAAAGGAUGGUGGCACAAAGUCGCAUGAAAAGAUUCUAGAAUCAGAGACAGAAUAAUAAGAGAUGCAACUAUGCAAGCUGGUAUAAGAAGUUUGCUUGAAGUUAACAUCCUUGCAUUACAUUACUGGAAUGUGGGAUGACCUUUAAAGUAUAAGUUGAUUGCAUGAAGAGAAUGCUGUGAAAACACAAGUAGGACAUCAACGAAUUUCUGAAAUUCUGAUUUGUACAUUACACUAGUAUAUAAUUCAUUACAUCCAACAGACAGUUUUUGUUCAUCUAAAA
Molecule: messenger RNA, 2397 nt
Organism: Chenopodium quinoa (quinoa)
Lineage: Eukaryota; Viridiplantae; Streptophyta; Magnoliopsida; Caryophyllales; Amaranthaceae
Product: protein ROOT PRIMORDIUM DEFECTIVE 1-like
Exons: 3
Coding region: 605-1663 (352 amino acids)
Molecular function (GO): RNA binding
Source: RefSeq, a predicted model, not a curated record